Messenger RNA from Ambispora gerdemannii, 483 nucleotides. Lineage: Eukaryota; Fungi; Glomeromycota; Glomeromycetes; Archaeosporales; Ambisporaceae. The record is from the annotation of a GenBank genome assembly.
AUGCCGCUAGGGCAAGACUCCAAAAUAGCGGACAUGGACCAAAAAGGAAACCUUGGCAAUUCUCGAGCCACUAAAUAUCAAAGUUCAGGCCAACAGAUUUAUACACUAAAGCUGCAAAAAACACCCACCAUCACCGAUUAUUUUGUUUCUUCAACAAAUGCCGAAGCACAUAGUGAUCCAAUUAUUGACGAUAAUGUCAGGCUAGUUCUUUCGUCUGAUAGUGUUAAUAUUGCAAGAGAGAGGAGAGAUAAUGAGUUUGAAGCAGAUUUCGACAAUAAUAUGGAGUUUGGGACCAAUGACGACGAAAGAAUCGGUAAUAAUGACAUCAAAAAACUGGUUGAUGACAACGAAAAAACUGGUAACAAUAAAACUGAUGACGAAGGAGCCAACGAUAAUUCUGAUAAUAAUGGGACUGAUAACAAUAAGAAAACUGAUGAUAUGAAACCAAUGAUGAUAAUGAACAGCAAUUUGCCAAUAAAAUGA